Messenger RNA from Salvia splendens (bonfire salvia), 2191 nucleotides. RefSeq names its product glutamyl-tRNA(Gln) amidotransferase subunit A-like. The transcript has 8 exons. Lineage: Eukaryota; Viridiplantae; Streptophyta; Magnoliopsida; Lamiales; Lamiaceae. The coding region runs from base 938 to 1996 and encodes 352 amino acids. The record is from RefSeq and is a predicted model, not a curated record. Gene Ontology annotation, molecular function: glutaminyl-tRNA synthase (glutamine-hydrolyzing) activity.
ACUCUUUGGUUGUGCCGAACUGAACUCUUUAGUCACGCCGGACUGAUACUCUUUAGUCAUGCCGAACUGAUACUCUGUCUUGGGCUUUACUGCUGUUGGGCUUGUUUAGUACGUACUCCAUCAGCAAACUUGUUUGGUGUAGUCUUUAUGGAAGUAAAAUAAUCUGCCUUAGGAAUGAAAGUAUAUAUCUCUACAUUCUUUACUUAAUCAUAGGAAGGGAAAAUUUGUUGUAUUUAUUGGAUCUGUCGAGACUGGUGAGGCUCCUGCAGCUUCUUCCUCGACAUGGCGGUGCUCGACGAGAUCACCCCAAGGGUACUUUUGGCAUCCAAUAGUCACAUACUGGCCAUAAAACCUUGUUCUAUAUGUGAAACGCAAUAGCUGUCUGAUCGAGUUACAUUGCUUCUUCGGCCUGAACCGAGGAAAGAAUGGUCUAUUUUAAGUUAGCUUUGAAAAUCAUACAAACAUGAUAAUAUACCUGGUUGUAACUUGUGGAUUUUCAGAGUUUUAUUUUCUUUAACAAAAUUUAUACUGUUAUGAUUGGAAUAGUACUUAUCAUUUAUUUUAUUCACAAAAUCAUGACAGUUUACCAUGUCAGUUGAUCAACUAUAGAUCUGCAUUUCCCUGGUCGUGAAUUGAAAAUAUUGUAAACUACCAGUGUUUGGAAUUGUUGUGCAAUGGAUUUAUAAUGUGGUACAAGUAUUAUCGUGGAUCAUGAGGGAACCUGUCAUUUUAUAUUCUGGUUUUCUCUGUGAACUGCACAAAACUUUCGAUACAAGACUCGAGAGCAACUAUUUCUUUUGGCUUUUAUUUAGGCCCACUUCAUGGGAUCCCAUACGGUUUGAAGGAUAUAAUUGCAGUGCCCCAUUACAAGACAACUUGGGGUUCAAGAACGUUUAAAAACCAAGUUCUUGAUACUGAGGCUUGGGUUUAUAAGAGGAUGAAAUCUGCCGGGGCAGUUCUUCUUGCAAAGCUUGUGACAGGGUCACUGGCAUAUGACGACAUCUGGUUUGGGGGUAGAACAAGGAACCCUUGGAAUAUUGAAGAGUAUUCCACUGGUUCAUCGGCUGGACCAGCUGCCUCCACCUCAGCUGGAAUUGUUCCCUUUGCUAUUGGUUCAGAAACGGCUGGAUCCAUCACUUACCCAGCUGCUCGAUGUGGCGUGACAGCAUUUCGUCCUACUUUUGGAACUACUGGACGAACGGGUGUUCUAAGCUUAUCAGAGAGUCUGGAUAAACUAGGACCUUUCUGUAGAAGUGCUGCAGAUUGUGCAAUUGUUUUGGAUAUAAUCCGGGGCAAGGAUCCGCGUGAUCAUUCAUCCAGGGAUAUCCCAUUUCCUGAUCCUUUUUCUGUUGACAUAACAAAGCUAACCGUAGGAUACCUUGAGGAUGCAGAGAUGGAUGUUGUUGAAAAGCUUAAAUCAAAAGGUGUCAGCAUGGUUCCUUUUAAGCUGAACUACACUGUUGAUUCUGCUCAAGGUAUCCUAAACUUCACAAUGGAUGUCGAUAUGUUGGCUCAUUUUGAUGAGUGGCAACGUGCUGGCCUUGAUGAUGAAUUUGAAGCUCAAGACCAAUGGCCUGUUGAACUUCGUCGAGCACGUGUUGUACCUGCUGUAGAUUAUGUUCAAGCACAGAGAGCAAGAGGAAAACUAAUCCAAGAAGUUAGAGAUGGUUUUAAAGUCGAUGCAUUUAUUGGAAACGCAACGGACUGGGAGCGAGUAUGUGUUGGAAAUCUUGUGGGUAUGCCUGUGAUUGUAGUGCCUACUGGAUUUAAGCCAAUAUCUGAUCCUCCUACAAAUAAUACUCGAAGAAGAACUACAAUCACCACCGGUGUUUACGCUCCACCGGAGCAUGAUCACAUUGCUUUGGCACUGGCAAUGGCCUAUCAGGAAGUGACGGACCAUCACAAGCAGCGCCCACCUAUAGACGACCUGGGGCCGGACGAUUCAAUUCCCAACCCCCCUACAAAGACUGUACCUCCUAGGCAGCUACGUGGUUGAGGGAUUGGAAGAGUAAAAUUUUUAGGUAUUUCAUCCUCGUGCCUUUUGUAAGGGCUGUUGAAAAGGAUAUUAGUGUGCAAAUGUAGUGUGCAUGUGGAAGAAAUGUAUGAAUAGAACUUACUAGAUACAGAAUCUCUGUUUUUGUUGACUUACAAGGUUGGGUUUAUGCAGUGGCUUUAUAUUUUGGUUGAAUAA